Molecule: messenger RNA, 1742 nt
Organism: Rhodotorula graminis WP1
Lineage: Eukaryota; Fungi; Basidiomycota; Microbotryomycetes; Sporidiobolales; Sporidiobolaceae
Exons: 3
Coding region: 1-1704 (567 amino acids)
Cellular component (GO): cytoplasm
Molecular function (GO): phosphatase regulator activity; enzyme inhibitor activity; protein binding
Source: RefSeq, a predicted model, not a curated record
AUGACGCCCUUGCACGUCGCCGCCAUGAAGGGCAAACUCGACGCGGCACAGCUCCUCGUCGACGCCGGCAGCGACGUCGACGCGCCCGACCUCGAGGGCAACUCGCCACUUCACUUUGCCGCGAGUUGGGGGCACGUCUCGAUCAUCAAGCUCCUCCUCGACCGCGGCUGCGACCCCGACAUGCGCAACGCCGACGGCUUCUCGGCCGCCGAGUUCGCCUACAGCUUUGGCGUUCUCAAGGACCUCGAGACGCUCAUCCGCCAACGAGUCGAGCAGGCCAAGGCCGACGACCGCGCCGCACGCCGCUCCAAGUCGCGCGCCAACUCGCAAACGCUGCGCGCCAAGCGCACCGGCUCGCAGUCGAUGCUCUCGAUCGCGCUCCCGCCCAGGCCGUCGCGCAGUGAGCACGGCGACGGCGAGGACGACGGCGAGCGGUCGCCCUCGUCGAGCUUUGUCGCGUCGCCCGACCCGACCGCGUUCGGCCUCGGGCUCACGCAGCUCGCCAUCCCGUCCGGCGUCCCUCGCCUCGGCGCGCCCAUCCCGCCGACGCCACAAGCCGACGCGAGCGUGUUCCGGCGCCAGGCGCCCCUCGCGACGCCCGACACGCCGAGCGAGCCUCACACGCCGAGCUCGCUGUACCCGAACACGACGUCGCCGCAGCUUUCCCCUCUUCCCUCGCCCGCGUCCGUCGCCGCGAGCCGCCCGUCGACGCCCAAGCUGUCGCCGAUCAUGUUCCGCCGGUUCAGCAGCCGCGCGUCGAGGGCCUCGAGCACGUCGGUCGGCUCGGCUGCGACGAGCGCAGCGCACGUCACGUCGCCCGGCGGCGGCGGCAACGGCGGCGCGAGGACGAGCGACGUUGCGCCCUCGCCGGCGUCGGGCUACUCGGGCGCGAGGGAGGAGCAGCACGCGACGCCCGACUCGGUCCAGACGGCGACGCCGACGCCGGCCUCUCCCACGCCGGCGUCAAGCACGGAUUGGUCGAGGCGCCCCGCAGGCUCGCUCUCGCCCGCCGUGUACCAGAGCGCGCAGCCCGGGCCGUACGCCGCCUCGCCCGUCAUCGCGCACUACGCGCCGACGGCGCGCGCGCCGCCUCCCUCGGUCGGGCCCUCGUCGCCGUCGCCCGCUCCCUAUCCACCCCAUCCUCCCAUCCCGGUCGACCGCCUCCCACCCCCGUCGCCGCCGCCACCGCCGCACUCUCCGCCGCCGCCACACUCGAUCCGUCCGCCCUCGCCCUCGCACGCCCUCGCGAACGCCCACGCGCACAACAAGCUCGUGCGCAAGUCGCGCUCGCACGCCCACGCGCCGUCGCUCUCGUCCGCCGCACAGGCGCAGGCGCACCAGGGCCCAGGAGCACCCGCAGGGGCAGAGCCGUCGUCGCUCGGGCUCCUCGUGCCGCCCGGCGUGCAGGCCGGGCAGCGCAGCGUGAGCGGGCCUGCGCUCGGGCGGUCGAGCGCCGAGUGGGCGUUGGGCACGGGUACGGGCUCGUCGGGCCGGUCGAGCUUUGACGUGGCCGAGGCGGUCGUGCACGACCUGCGCGAGCGGGAGCGGGACAGGGAAAGGGAGCGCGAGCGGGCGAGGGGAGGGCACAAGCUGCGGAAGGAGCACCACCACCAGCACCGGGCGAGCGAGGCGAGCGGGACUGGGACGGACAAGGACAAGCCGCAUGGAGGGAGGCUCGCGAGGGUGCUCGGACUGAGGAAGUAGCGCGAGGCGACGAAAGCGAGCAGGAUUCUCACACUCUC